UGUGAAUCUUAACAAUAUAAUCUACUCGGUUCUCAAAUCAUAUUAAGCUAUAUCAGAUAUGAAACAUCCUAGGUAGAAAUCCCUGAUAAUGUGCCAGCAUGAGGGGCAGCUAACAGUAUGAAAGCUCCACCCUGUUACUAUGUGACUGCCAAGUGGUUUUCGCUUUCUCCAUCCUUGUAUUAUCUAGGAGUAAACAGAGUGGAGCAGAUAAGGCCAGCGGGUGAGAGGAGUCAUACAAAGCAUCUAUUGAUUUAUAGAAGAGCGAAGCCCAAUGGAUGUGCAACACCGAGAGGUUUUUCUGGUCUGGAAAUCAGAAAGUUGCUGGAGGAAGUAGUCAACACACCCCCCCCCCCCCCCCCUCAGUCACAGCAUCUGUGCCUGCAUCUAUCAAAAGAUAAUGGCGUCAGCAUUGAUCAUUUCCAACCUCACACAGGAAUGGCUGGAGAGUCUGCGGCAGUGGCACCUAGAGUACUUUUUCAUCCCCACCACAGUGAUCACUGUUGCCACCUUGCUAGCCAACCCUGUUCUCGUGUCAUGCAUUUUCCAGUCUCGAGCCUUGCGUCAGGAGACACGUUACCUGCUGGUGGCCAACACCCUGACAGCAGACAUACUCUACCUCAUCCUCAACAUGGCCACCAUCAUCUGUAACGCUGUGAGAGUUCCAAUCCCCUGGCUUGUUUGUGAGCUGGUCACAGCCAUCACUGUCACCACCUACUGCUGUGCCAUCCUCACCGUCACCCUCAUGGUGGUCGACACCUACGUUGCAGUUCGCUGGCCUCUCCGUUAUCAUGAUGUUCUUCCACCUGCCCGCACCCACCGCAUACUGGUGGGGGUGUGGGUGCUGGCGGCUCUGUACCCUUUCACCCUGCUGAUCAUGAUGGAGAUGGAGAAGGGGAAUCCCCAUGAGGUUGCUUUUUGUCUGGCCCUCAUCUCCCUCGGCUUUUUUCAGGUCAAUAACUUGGAGGGGGUCCACAUCUACUUCUUUGUAGCUGCACUCAUCUGUGCUUUACUUAUUUUCGUGUGCUACAUUCAGCUCUACAUGGUAACAAGGACGUAUGGUAUUUGGCACAGCCGCUUCUCCAGGGCCCGGGUCACGCUGCUAGCUCACGGGGUUCUGCUCCUGCUCUACUUUGCCCCCGGCUUUGUUUUCACCCUGGAGCUCUUCCUUUUCCAGGAGAAAGCCAUAAGUCAGGAUGUUCGUGUGUGGAUCAGCACUGUCAAUAUGUCUGUUUUCAUGUUGCUGCCCAGGGCUUUUGCUCCAUACCUGUACGGGCUGAGGUACAGGGAGAUCUCUAAAACUUUAAUGCAGCUGCUGCACCCGCACCAGAGACUUGGCCAGACCACAGUUUCUUGAAGACAUCACCAACUUUACAUUUUUCAAAUUUCUCUAAUGGAUUUGGUUUAAUAUUCAUAUUUACUGUUUUCUCAAGUCCUACACAACAAACAAAUAUGUGUCUGCAAGGACAGUAGCCAGGAUGAGUCUACAUUUCUUAUUUAUUUUGACUAGCAAGCACUUUUUUUCCGCAUGUCUUAUAUUAAUUUAACAUAAUAAUAGAUUGUUGGUGUAAACUGUCUUCUGUUUCAAAACAAUCAACAAAUAAACACUAUAAUUCCUUCAUUGUAACUAAGUUUUUGAUAACAGUAGUCAAAUAAAGCAAUACAAAACAAAACAAUUGGAACAUAAUCUCUUCCUCAGCUUGUUAAAAUCCCCACAUUCACAGAAACAAUACAUGAGCUACAGUCCUGGUUGUUCCCCUGUCCCUGUUUUCCAUCACCUUUAACUGAAGCACCAUCUUAAUUCUUGUUUUUUCUUCUAAAAAAAUACAUAUUAUGGCUACACUAAUUGUACACUGGAAACCCGACAUUACUGCUGUUUGGAUCAAAAUAAAACAAUGCUGAACUCCCUUGUUUUAAAA
Messenger RNA from Gymnodraco acuticeps, 1916 nucleotides. Its product is annotated as probable G-protein coupled receptor 148. Gene Ontology annotation, cellular component: membrane. Gene Ontology annotation, biological process: G protein-coupled receptor signaling pathway. Bases 398 to 1354 code for a protein of 318 amino acids. The transcript has 2 exons. The record is from RefSeq and is a predicted model, not a curated record. NCBI's taxonomy places the organism in Eukaryota, Metazoa, Chordata, Actinopteri, Perciformes, Bathydraconidae. Gene Ontology annotation, molecular function: G protein-coupled receptor activity.